AUGGAGAAAAAGAAACCGUGCCCACGACUCCUUGACUACUUGGUGGUGGUUGGUGCAAGGCAACCUAGUAGCGAUAGUGUGGCCCAGACCCCUCAGCUUCUCCGACGAUACCCUCUGGAAGACCACCAGGACUUUCCACUCCCACCAGAUGUGGUGUUCUUUUGCCAACCAGAAGGCUGCCUUAGUAUACGUCAGCGUAGGGUUAGCCUACGCGAUGACUCCUCAUUCGUUUUUACUCUAACUGACAAGGACUCAGGAAUUACUCGGUAUGGAAUCUGUGUCAACUUCUACCGAUCAUUUCAGCGUGGGCAUCAUCGCACCCGUAUGGACAAGAGUGGCCCCACCGAGACUCAAGGAGGGGACAGCACAAGUGAGGGCUCUGAUGGAAGCAGUGGAGGCCAGUCUUCAGGGUUAUCACAAUCCAAUAAAGCUGAGCCAGCGCCUCAGUCUGCUUCUGGAGAGAUUGAACCACCAAAUACUGAUCUAAAUACUGAAAAGCCUGCACAGCUGAGGCGAAAUACUGCAAAGACGGCUGCCAGGAAUCGCAACAGUACAUUGACCUCGUUAUGUAUACUCAGCCACUACCCCUUUUUCUCCACCUUCAGGGAAUGCUUAUAUAUUCUCAAGAGGAUGGUGGACUGCUGCAGUCAGAGGCUAACACAGCGUGCUGGACUGCCCCGUACAUUCCAAAGAGACACAAUGUGGCGAGUGUUUACUGGGGCACUCUCAGUGGAAGAGAAGGGAAGCCAGCUUUUGGCUGACCUACGGGACAUAGAAUCAUGGAUAUACCGAUUGCAACGCUCACCUGUACCAGUGGCAGGCCAGAGGCGUGUGGAUGUGGAAGUGCUGCCCCGUGAAAUGAAACGGUCUCUCACCUUUGCACUGCCUGACAAUUCCCGUUUCUCUAUGGUCGAUUUUCCGUUGCACUUGCCUUUGGAGUUGCUGGGUGUGGAUGCCUGUCUUCAGGUUCUGUCUUGUGUGCUGCUGGAACACAAGGUUAUUCUCCAGUCAAGAGACUAUAAUGCUUUAUCCAUGAGUGUAAUGGCAUUUGUGGCCAUGAUCUAUCCCCUGGAGUACAUGUUCCCUGUCAUUCCUUUAUUACCAACAUGCAUGGCCUCAGCUGAACAGCUGCUUCUUGCACCUACUCCCUACAUCAUCGGUGUACCAGCUAGCUUUUUCCUUUACAAAUCUGACUUCAAAAUUCCUGAUGAUGUGUGGCUUGUGGAUCUAGAUAGCAGCAGGGUAAAGGCACCUACAAAUGCUGAGAUUCUACCACCUCUUCCUGAGCCUGAAGCUGGCGAGCUUAAAAAACAUCUGAAGCAGGCCUUGGCGAGUAUGAGUUUGAACACCCAGCCCAUUUUGAACCUAGAGAAGUUCCAAGAAGGCCAGGAAAUGCCCUUUCUUCCCCCUGGACGUGAUAAAGCUUCACCAUCAUCCACUGAGUUCAACCCCCUCAUUUAUGGCAAUGAUGUUGAUUCGGUGGAUGUAGCCACCAGAGUGGCCAUGGUACGGUUCUUCAACUCUCAGAAUGUUCUCCACGGUUUUCAACUUCACACAAGGACCUUGCGCCUCUUUCCACGUCCUGUGGUGGCUUUUCAGUCAUCAUCUUUUCUCGCUUCUCGGCCGAGGCGAUCUGGUUUUGCUGAUAAGCUUUCCCACACCCAAGCAGUGGAGUUCUAUGGAGAGUGGGCUCUCAAUCCCACUAAUCUUGCGUUUCAGAGAAUUCAUAAUAAUGUGUUUGACCCAUCAUCAAUUGGUGAUAAACCUAAGUGGUAUGCUCACCAGCUCCAGCCGGUGGUUUAUAGAGUUUUUGAUGGAAGUUCCCAGCUGAUCGAGGCUAUGGCAAGUCCAUUUGAGGAUGAGAGCAAUGAUUCUGACCCCACCGACAGUGGUAGUGACAGCGAGGCAUAUGACGACUCUAGCUCAUCCUACUCUUCACUUGGAGACCUCGUGAGUGAGAUGAUUCAAGGAGACAUUCAGGGAGACACACCAAGCCUACAGCCACAUACACAUGCUGCCCUAGGAGAUGCAAGUGAGGUGGAGUUUCAAGACUUCCAGGAUUUAAGAGAAGGCUCAGAUGCUCCAUCCGGCGGGGAUGGUCCUGGCGAAACAUCCGAUGGACAGCCCCUUCGCUCAAGCUCCAGCACAACUGCAAGCUCCAGCCCCAGCACAAUCAUCCAGGGAGAACAAGGGGAAGCACCUGAUAGUGAAGCACCAGCUGGUUCUGGCCCACCCAACCCGGUCCUAGGAGUUAUCAGCCAGCCCUCUGUCAGAUCAGCAACUGAAACUGGUCCGGUGGAUGCAGCUAUAAAAAAACGAGAGUAUGACAACCCAUAUUUUGAGCCUCAGUAUGGCUUCCCCUCUGAAGAUGAUCCUGAUGCCGAAGAGCAAGUGGAGUCAUACACCCCUCGAUUCAGCCAGAACCUCAAUGGCAACAAGGCACAGCGACCUUCACGUCCCAGUAGUCUGAGGCUCCCUGGAGAGUCUGAUGGUGAGGGUGACAGCUCACCAAACUCAACCAUUUCCAACAGCAGUAAUGAUGGAUUUGGGGGACUAAUGUCUUUUGCAAGUAAUCUUUACAAGAAUCACGGCACCAGUUUCAGUCUGUCCCAUCUUGCUCUACCAAACAAAGCUGCAAGAGAGAAAUCGACACCUUUUCCCAGCCUCAAAGUAUUUGGGCUAAAUUCUCUAAUGGAGAUUAUAACAGAGGCCGGCCCGGGCAGCGGAGAAGGUGCACGUGCGCCUCGGGCACUUGUGGACCAGAAGUCUUCCGUAAUCAAGCACAGCCCUACUGUGAAGAGAGAACCACCCUCUCCACAGGGUCGUAUAAAUAACACAAGUGAAAACCAGCAAUUUUUAAAGGAGGUUGUGCAGAGUGUCCUGGAUGGACAAGGUGUUGGCUGGCUCAACAUGAAAAAAGUGCGCCGCCUGCUGGAGAAUGAGCAGCUCCGCAUUUUUGUUCUGAGUAAGCUCAACAGAGCCAGCCAGUCAGAGGAGGACUCCAGACAGGAAAUCAUACGAGAUGUAGAGGUGAGCAGGAAGGUAUACAAGGGCAUGCUGGACAUAUUGAAGUGUACAGUCUCCAGUUUGGAGCAUUCCUAUACAAAUGCAGGCCUAGGAGGGAUGGCCAGCGUCUUCAGCUUAUUGGAGAUAGCACGCACACAUUAUCAAACCAAAGACCCUGAAAAGCGCAAGCGAAGCCCUACAGAUAGUGCCGACAGCCCGGGGAGUAAAGAGAGUCCAACCGGUCGUAUGGAGACUGCCAGACCACAAGGUCUUCUGACCAUUCCUCACCUGCAGCUGCCACAUCACACAACGGGCAGGGGAACCCGGCAUUUUGACACCCGGAGCCUGAAUGAAGAGAACUUUAUUGCCUCGAUUGAAUUGUGGAGCAAGCACCAGGAUAAGCAAAAAUCUAUGGAAAAACCACAGAGGGCUGAAGGCACAAAACAUCACCGCUCCCAGGUGACUGAUGCAGAGGAGAAGAAAUCUCAGAUAAGUGCUGAUAGUGGUCUCAGUGUCACCUCGGGCUCUCAGAAGAGUGACACAGAAUCUGUAACAAGCUCCGAACCGCCUAUCUUGACAAGAAGUACCAGCCAAGACUCCGAAGCAAGCACAAUAAGCAAUAGUUCUGGAGAAACUCUGGGUGCUGACAGUGACCUGAGCAGCACAGCGGCAGAUGGCAUGGGUGGGAGAAGUGCUUUACAUUUAACCCAGUCCAGAGGGACCCUCUCUGACAGUGAGAUUGAAACAAACCCUGCUACCAGUUCAGUCUUUGGAAAGACUCACACAUUGAAACCCGGGGCAAAAGAACAAACAUCAGCAAAAGGGGUGCCUACUCAACCAAUGGAGGACCUUAGUAUGAGGAUCUAUCUUUGUGAAGGCCUGCUGGGCCGUGAUAAGAGCUCCGUUUGGGAUCAACUAGAGGAUGCUGCCAUGGAAACCUUUUCGCUAAGUAAGGAGCGCUCAACACUGUGGGACCAGGUGCAGUUCUGGGAGGACGCCUAUUUGGACGCUGUCACAUUAGAGCGUGAGGGCAUGGGAUUGGAUCAGGGACCCCAAGAGAUGAUCGAAAGAUACUUGUCAUUGGGAGAACAUGACCGCAAGCGUCUGGAGGACGAUGAGGACAAACUCCUAGCUACGCUACUUCACAAUAUGAUUGCAUACAUGCUCAUGCUAAAAGUGAACAAAAAUGACAUCAGGAAGAAAGUGAGGCGCCUAAUGGGCAAGUCCCACAUUGGCCUUUCCUACAGCCAAGAGAUCAAUGAGUUGCUGGACAAACUGACCCAAAUGAAUGGCCGUGAAUUGCAUAUCAGGCCCUGCGGAAGCCGUCAUAUCAAGAAGCAAACCUUUGUUGUACAUGCUGGUACUGAUACCAACGGGGACAUUUUUUUCAUGGAGGUUUGUGAUGACUGCAUAGUCCUUCGCAGCAACAUUGGCACGGUUUAUGAGCGUUGGUGGUACGAGAAGCUCAUCAACAUGACUUACUGCCCCAAGACCAAGGUUUUAUGUCUCUGGAGACGUAACGGCCAAGAAACGCAACUUAAUAAGUUCUAUACCAAAAAGUGUCGUGAACUCUACUACUGUGUAAAAGAUAGUAUGGAAAGAGCUGCUGCCAGACAGCAAAGUUCCAAACCAGGUCCAGAGCUCGGUGGAGAAUUUCCUGUUCAAGAUAUGAAAACCGGUGAGGGGGGAUUACUUCAGGUCACCUUGGAAGGAAUCAAUCUGAAGUUCAUGCACAGUCAGUUCCUGAAACUAAAGAAGUGGUGA
Nerophis lumbriciformis (worm pipefish) is the source of this 4770-nucleotide messenger RNA. Lineage: Eukaryota; Metazoa; Chordata; Actinopteri; Syngnathiformes; Syngnathidae. The record is from RefSeq and is a predicted model, not a curated record.